AUGAACCUGUGUCCUCCUCAUACUGCGACACAGACGACGAGGCAUGCUUUCAGAGAAGGUUAUCUCGUCAAUGAUGGGCUUCUUGAGUCUGGCAUGAUUGGGAAGCUCAAACAGUCCUACCCAUCUGAGCCGAUCGCAGACCUGAGAGCCCGCUAUGAAGAGGAUGGCUAUCUGUUCAUGAAAGGUCUCCUCCCACGCUCUGACGUUCUUGAUUGUCGGGAAGUGUACUUCCGUUUCCUCAGUCCGAGUGGUGUUAUGCAACCCAAUUCGGCUCCCGUUGAUGGUAUCUUCGAUCCUGAUAACAAGGGUGUCAACUAUCCCAGUAUUGGCGCUGGCCCUUUCGGUAAAGAGCAGAUCAACCCAGGUUCAUUCGCGAGCCUUGAGGAGAAAGCUCAUACAGAGGACUUUUACCUUGAGUUUUCGAGACAUCCAGCCCUCAGGGAGUCCGUUUCCAGGCUGAAAGGCUGGGGCGAUGAUACAAAAUUACUCCCAAGGUCUUUGUGA
This is a messenger RNA of Fusarium musae, 504 nucleotides long. RefSeq lists its product as uncharacterized. The coding region runs from base 1 to 504 and encodes 167 amino acids. The record is from RefSeq and is a predicted model, not a curated record. The transcript has 2 exons. Lineage: Eukaryota; Fungi; Ascomycota; Sordariomycetes; Hypocreales; Nectriaceae.